Hyla sarda is the source of this 3194-nucleotide messenger RNA. RefSeq names its product aldehyde dehydrogenase 16 family member A1 (gene ALDH16A1). Gene Ontology annotation, molecular function: oxidoreductase activity, acting on the aldehyde or oxo group of donors, NAD or NADP as acceptor. The record is from RefSeq and is a predicted model, not a curated record. NCBI's taxonomy places the organism in Eukaryota, Metazoa, Chordata, Amphibia, Anura, Hylidae. Bases 568 to 2679 code for a protein of 703 amino acids. The transcript is spliced from 18 exons.
CUCUCCUGUGUACAUGGAUCUCUAUACAUCACUGUUCACCGCGCUCGCAUUGACCGGACUGGACAAAGGUUCCUUUCUUGUUUGCCAUUACAUGCUACAUUUUAACAGGAUCCUCAUGCCUCCGGUCACACAGCGUAACCUUCACCUCAGGGACGUAACUAUUGGCCUGGCUCGAUGCUCAUGAACGAAGCUUUGGCCAUUUUAUAGGUGGCAGAUGGGUGAAACCAGAAGGAAGGCCGACCUAUUCUACUAAGAAUCCAGCAAACGGAGUCGGAGGGCUGCAUUGAUGGGUGAUGUCCUUCUGCGCUGUGCCGGCACCUCCGCGCAACGUCAGGGACGUCACAUGUCAGGCCUGGCAGCCACUGCAGCUCAUGUAAAGUGGCAUCUGGAGAGGUUCUGGCCACCACUAUCCAAGGGAAUGAGGAGGAUGUGGAUCUGGCAGUCAGCACGGCCCAGAAAGCCUUUGAGAGUUGGAGCAAACUUCCCUGCCAUGUUCGGGCUCGCUACCUGUACAGCAUCGCCCGCACUGUACAGAAACACCAACGGUUAUUGAGCGUGCUGGAAAGUAUGGACAACGGGAAGCCCAUCCGAGAAUCUCGCGACUGUGACCUCCCAUUGGUUGUUCGCCAUUUUUAUCAUCAUGCCGGUUGGGCUCAGCUCAGGGACACGGAAAUGGCAAACUGGAAGCCUCUUGGUGUUGUUGCUGCCAUCGUUCCCUGGAAUUUUCCUCUCAUGUUACUGACGUGGAAGAUAUGUCCUGCUCUGGCCAUGGGAAAUACUGUAGUGUUGAAACCUGCCACUUACACACGGUUAUCCGCACUUCUGCUGGCAGAGAUUUGCGCGGAGGCUGGUCUACCCCCAGGAGUCUUCAAUGUGGUUACCGGUAAUGGAGCUUUUGGGGAAAAACUGGCUGUUCAUCCUGAUGUGGAUAAAGUAGCAUUUACCGGCUCCACCGAGGUUGGACGCAUUUUACGUAGAGCAACAGCUGGCACUGGCAAGAAGUUGUCCCUGGAGCUUGGUGGCAAAUCUCCAUUUAUUGUAUUCGAUACAGCCGACCUGGACAGUGCAGUAGAGGGGAUUGUGGACGCCAUUUGGUUUAAUCAGGGCCAGGUUUGCAGCGCUGGCUCCCGGCUUCUUAUGCAGGAGUCAAUUGCUGAAGAUUUGAUCCACAGACUCAAGCAGAGGAUGUCACACCUGAAGGUUGGGGACAGUCUAGAUAAAUGCAUGGACAUGGGUGCCCUGGUGGAUGAAAGUCAGAAGAAAACAAUCAAUGAGUUUGUGGAAGAGGCGCGUUCAGAAGGGGCAGAGGUUUUCCAGGCUCCUGGCCCACUCCCUAAAAAAGGAUUAUACUACCUGCCAACCCUGAUUACUGGUGUGGACACCACCUCUCGCUGUGUCAGAGAAGAGAUUUUUGGACCUGUCUUGGUUGCAAUGUCUUUCCGCACAGCUAAAGAAUCCAUUGCUCUUGGAAAUAACACCCCAUAUGGAUUGGCAGCAAGUGUCUGGACAGAAAAUCUACCUCUAGCACUGGAAGUUGCUUUAAGCAUCAAGGCUGGCACUGUGUGGAUAAAUGGACACAAUAUGUUUGAUGCAGCCGCUGGGUUUGGUGGAUAUAAAGAGAGUGGAUUUGGUCGUGAUGGCGGAAAGGAGGGCCUCUAUGAAUAUGUAAGACCGUCUUGGGAGAACAGAGCCAAGCCUAAUCCAGGAGAUGUCAACUAUAAAACGUUUGCUGUUUCAUACGGGGCAGAUGUCCCUCCAAUUCCUGGGCAAAAAGACGUCAGUGCAGCUGUUAUUCAGGUCCAUGAUUCUCAAAUCCCAAGUGUGGACAGAACCUACAAGCUAUAUUAUGGCGGAUCACAAAAACGUCCAGAUGGUAUGUACUCACGACCCAUCUUUGGAUCGGAUGGCGCUGUUGUGGCAUAUGUGGCUGAUGGCAGCAGAAAAGAUGUGCGCAAUGCUGUGGAAGCGGCUCACAAAGCAGCUCCUGGGUGGGGCAAGAGAGCAGCACAUAAUCGGGCACAGAUUGUAUACUAUAUGGCGGAAAAUCUUGAGCUGCGGAGGGAAGAGGUAGCCCAACGACUUAGUACUUUGACCGGGCAGUCUAAAGAGAAGGCUUUGCAAGAAGUAGACCUCAGCAUCCAGCGACUCUUUUACUGGGGAGCAUAUUGUGACAAAUAUGGUGGCACUGUACAGGAAACAUUACUUUAUGGUGCCACUGUUCUUGUUCGAGAACCUGUCGGAGUAGUUGGCAUCGCUUGUCCUGAUGAGAGUCCCCUACUAGGUUUUGUGAGCCUCUUUGCUCCAGCAAUUGUUCGUGGAAAUGCUGUGGUGGUUGUGCCAAGUGAAAAGUUCCCUCUGCCGGCCCUAGACUUUUACCAGGUAUUUGACACCUCAGACCUUCCUGGAGGAGUGGUAAACAUACUUACCGGUGGACGGGACCAUUUGUUUAAAUAUCUUGUAGAGCACCAAGAUGUACAAGCCAUCUGGUAUUUUGGAUCUGAACAGGGAUCCAAAUUUAUGGAAUGGUCGUCCGCUGAAAAUUGUAAGAGAACCUGGGUGAACUAUGGGCUCACUAGAGACUGGGAGAACCCCCAGGAGGGAGAAGGAGAAGAGUUCUUGUAUCAUGCCACCCAAUGUAAAAACAUCUGGAUACCCAUGGGGGAAAUAUUUGCAAACUAAUCUGCGUAAGGUCUUAGUGCAGUCAGGGGACCUUGUCUCUUUCUGUACAUUCAGUUCAUACCUCAGUGCAUUUCCAAGGACCAGUAAACCUGAGACAUUUUGUCCCCUUUGUUUAUUAAAGGGGUAUUAUGAAUCUAGAAAAACAUGGCUGCUUUCUUCUAAAAAAUCUUCACUUUUGCCCUAUGGCUAUGUAAAGUACUACUGCUAAGCUCUAUUAAAGGGGUACUCCACUGGAAAACAUAUUUUUUUAAAUCAACUGGUGCCAGAAAGUUGAGCCGAUUUGUAACUUACUUCUAUUUAAAAAUCUUAAUCCUUCCAGAACUUAUCAGCUGCUGUAUGUUCCAGAGGAAGUUCUUUUCUUUUUGAGUUUCUUUUCUGUCUGACCACAGUGCUUUCUGCUGACACCUCUGUCCAUUGUAGGAACUGUCCAGAGCAGGAUAGGUUUGCUGUGGAGAUUUGCUUCUACUCUGGACAGUUCCUGACAUGGACAGAGGUGUAAGCAGAGAUCACUGUGG